Messenger RNA from Cucumis melo (muskmelon), 1436 nucleotides. Its product is annotated as peroxisomal 2,4-dienoyl-CoA reductase [(3E)-enoyl-CoA-producing]. Gene Ontology annotation, molecular function: 2,4-dienoyl-CoA reductase (NADPH) activity. Gene Ontology annotation, biological process: fatty acid catabolic process. NCBI's taxonomy places the organism in Eukaryota, Viridiplantae, Streptophyta, Magnoliopsida, Cucurbitales, Cucurbitaceae. Bases 201 to 992 code for a protein of 263 amino acids. The record is from RefSeq and is a predicted model, not a curated record. The transcript is spliced from 5 exons.
AGAUGGUACGAAAGAGUGGGGGUUGUGGUUUGUAGCAAACUUCGGGACGUUUCUCAUUUUAUGAAAUUAAAUUAAAGAGACGGAGUUUGCACAUUGGACAUUUCGUUGGAGAGAUUAUUUGAGCAACUUCGAUCUCUGAUCUCUGCCUCUCACUUACCUCCUUCCCCCUUCCUCCUUCCUUGUUGUUUUUACACAAAGCUAUGGCUUCUCCCUUCCGUUCAGACAUAUUGAAAGGGAAGGUGACGUUGAUUACUGGCGGCGGCUCUGGAAUCGGCUUCGAAAUCGCCACCCAAUUCGGUCUACAUGGAGCUUCCAUUGCCAUCAUGGGUCGAAGGAAGCAAGUCCUCGAUUCCGCCGUCGCCGCUCUCCGAUCUCUCGGAAUUUGGGCAUUUGGAUUUGAAGGUGAUGUUCGUAAACAAGAAGACGCAAGUAGUGUAGUGGAGUCUACUUUCAAUAAUCUUGGUAGUCUGGACAUUCUUGUGAAUGCAGCAGCUGGGAACUUUCUGGUAUCAGCAGAAGAUUUGUCUCCAAAUGGAUUUCGAACAGUUAUGGAUAUUGAUUCAGUUGGCACAUUCACAAUGUGCCAUCAAGCCCUCAAAUAUCUCAAGAAAGGUGGACCUGGAAGGAAUUCACUUACCGGCGGAACAAUUAUUAAUAUUAGUGCAACUUUGCACUACACAGCUGCAUGGUAUCAAAUUCAUGUAUCUGCAGCCAAGGCAGCUGUGGACGCUAUUACAAGAAAUUUAGCUCUGGAGUGGGGAGCUGAUCAUGAUAUUAGGGUAAAUGGCAUUGCACCUGGACCCAUCCAGGGGACUCCUGGUCUGAGUAAACUCGCACCUGAAGAGAUAAAUAGCAAAAUAAGGGAAGAUAUGCCUUUGUACAGAAUAGGAGAAAAAUGGGAUAUUGCUAUGGCUGCUCUUUACCUUUCCUCGGAUGCAGGAUCUAAAACACUUUGGAGUCGAUUGUUGGAACUGCAGAAGGUUAAUCUUUAGUAAUUUAAUAUCAAACAUUGCAUCUACUUUGAAGGUAAAUACGUGAAUGGAACGACCAUCAUUGCUGAUGGAGGUAUGUGGUUGAGCUCACCACGUCGGUUGCCAAAGGAUGCUGUUAAGCAGUUGUCACGAGUAGUCGAAAAGAGGUCUAGAAAUUCACCUGUUGGUGCUCCAAAAAGCAAGCUGUGAUGGAGAAUGUAACCAAUAAAUUUAGAUGAUUUGAUUGUUAGUACUGAAUGUGCCCUUUUUAGGUAUUAUUCAAGGAAUCCAAAUUUCUGUCCACCGGAAAGUUGAAUCUAACUGGGAAUAGGAAAUUUGAUUCCACAUUAUGUAACGCUUGAACGCAUAUUUAUAUACUUACUAUACCUGUAAUUGCAAGGAUCGGGAUGGAUACUAUGAAAUUGGUUCUCAGAGAUUGUAGAAAGGAGAGUCUGGUUCAUCUUA